AUGUUGGGGGCAGAAGCAACCCGAUCCAUGCUGACGCCAUGGUUGCUGGUGAUCCUCUUCCUAAUGAUGGCACGAAUCCUCGGUGUGCUCGCUGUUCUCGGUCUUGGCCUUCCCUCUUCAACCGUUCGAAACGUCUCUGCUAUUCUCAGGGCGAAACGUCUCUGCUAUUCUCAGCCUCUGAGAUGCCACUUUUUGGCAUCUCAGAGGCUCGUCCUCGAGCCAAAAACCAAAAAUCAACCCAUAGUGGGAGCCCCGUCACCGGACCGGAUUCCCGGCCUCUCGACCGAUGGCGUGUCAGAUGAGUGCCGAGGCGAUACCGAUUGCAAUAUUCCAGGACUCACACGUUCAGCACGCAGCCGUUCGUUCAGCAUGCCGAGUGAUAGGCGAUGUUUUUCUCCUAUUGUAGUACCAGUCGGUUCGCCCGGCUUCACUCCUUUGACAAAGCUCUAG
Messenger RNA from Haemonchus placei, 450 nucleotides. The record is from the annotation of a GenBank genome assembly. Lineage: Eukaryota; Metazoa; Nematoda; Chromadorea; Rhabditida; Trichostrongylidae.